This is a messenger RNA of Pyricularia grisea, 1155 nucleotides long. RefSeq lists its product as uncharacterized. NCBI's taxonomy places the organism in Eukaryota, Fungi, Ascomycota, Sordariomycetes, Magnaporthales, Pyriculariaceae. The record is from RefSeq and is a predicted model, not a curated record. The transcript has 2 exons. Gene Ontology annotation, molecular function: protein tyrosine phosphatase activity. Gene Ontology annotation, cellular component: cytoplasm; nucleus. Bases 107 to 646 code for a protein of 179 amino acids.
AAAGAAAUAAAAUCCCUCGUACAUCUAUCUAUCUACGUAGAGCAAUUGUGGAUCUCUCGCCGGAGACCAACAGAGACAACCCCAGCCCUCAAUCUUCAAUUCGCGUAUGCUUGUCCUACGGCACUUCCGCAUCCCCGCCUCAAAUCCAGUUCCCCGUAAUCAUCGCACCAUCAUGGCUUCAAUAGCCACGCUUGAGAGGAUCCCCGCUGCCAAGCUACGUGAUCUGCUGCUGGCGGAGAAGGCCGACGACCCAAAAGUGGCCGUUGUCGACGUGCGCGACGAUGACUACAUCGGCGGUCACAUCAAAGGCGCCCUCAACGUUCCCUCUCAGCAGCUCGACGCCAGGAUGCCCACCUUGGUACGCCAGCUGCAAGACAAGCCGACGGUCAUUUUCCACUGCGCGCUCUCGCAGCAGCGAGGACCCGGCGCUGCUCUGCGAUACAUCCGGGAGCGUGACGAGGCCCUCAAGAAAGCAAAGGUCAAGGACGCCGACGCAUCAUCGGAAUCCGCUGCGUCGCCAUCGGUCGAGCAAAAGGUCUACGUCCUCGAUAGGGGAUUCGUAGGUUGGCAGGAGGCCUACGGCGAGGACGAGAACCUUACCGAGGGCUAUCGGAAAGAGCUCUGGAAGGAUGGUUACUCGGGUUGAGAGCUGGCUGGGUGCCCUGCUGUUUAUUCGGUUCGGGCUCUUGGAACUUCCGGCAUCUGUUGUCUUUUCUUGCGCAUGAAAGUUUCUGUGGUUUCGGAUGUGGUUCCGGAUGUGGUUCAGCGGGAAAGGCAAACUCAUCCAGUGUCAUGGGCAAAAUGGUUGAAGUGGUUGGUUCUGAUCUGGACUCGUCAUCGUGUUCCCUGUUCCCGCCUUUUCCGUCCGGGUUCCAUGUUUAAUCUCCACGAAUCCCUUAGCAUAGAGCUAGUUAUCUGGUACGACCGGUUGCUUCUUUCCACCGAUGAGAGCUGUCCACUCAAUAUUUCCAGUUUCUGCACGUGGGGAAAAGAAAAAUAUCAUGUCUUAGCCUCAAUAUAUAGUCACCACCAACACCAAGCCAGAAGGUCUGGCCAAAAUGGCUGACAUGGACCACAGGACGCGCGGCCAAGGCGUUUGGAUUUUCGCCAUUGAAAAUCUGUCCGUCAUGCAUUCACCCUGCAAGCAAUUGUCUG